UUCAAGAAUUUUGAAGCUGCUACUCCAUCAUUUUUCAGCAAAUGUAGUCUUUUAGCAAUUAGAAAUUCUGAAGAGUGCAUUGCUUUAUUACUUACAAAAUUAUUGCAAAAAGAGAUUGUUCGCUGCCAAAUUAUUAUUUAUUAUGUGAAAGUCGAUAAUGCGCAAACAUCCCUUAUUUAA
This is a messenger RNA of Funneliformis mosseae, 180 nucleotides long. NCBI's taxonomy places the organism in Eukaryota, Fungi, Glomeromycota, Glomeromycetes, Glomerales, Glomeraceae. The record is from the annotation of a GenBank genome assembly.